UUAGGAACCCCUUGACAUUAAAUUUAUUUCUUAUGCCAUCUUAAAGGUCGACCUCUAUCGGAAUGUGAUGAUAACGACUCGUCGCUAAUGUAAGCAAUGAAAUCAUUGUAGACAUUACAACCAGUCAGUGGUGAGGCAAUGCAAAUAGUAUGCAAGUGGAUACGGCGAUGCAAGAGAUUUUGCUUUGGAUUGAGCGAACCGGCUACGUGUAGCUACGGUUUCCUAUACAGUCAGAAGAUUCUUCCGUGAGAAGUCGUUUUCAUUUCAAAACAAGAUUUGUCGAAGUGCUUACAGGCAUUGCACGCACAAUUGAUCCCAAAACAGGACAUUUCCCUACCGCCUCGGCUCUCGUUAUAAUAAGUUUGCUUAUGUCACGAAUGUGUCAAUUGAUCUUUAAAAUCAUUCACCUAUUGUUUGUUGCUCCAAGAUGUCCUGCUGCUGUAAAUCUCCCAAAGAGCCAUCGAACAACAUGAUCAAAAUGGAAGUAGUUGCCGAUGUGAUUGAUCAAAAACCAGCCCAGUGCCUAACUGCAACGUUCGCGAACAACGUAAAAGUGAAUGACGGCAACGAACUAACACCCACUCAAGUGAAAGAUCCACCGUCGGUACAGUGGAACGCCGAUCCAAACAAGUUCUACUUACUAGUAAUGACAGACCCUGACGCUCCAAGCAGAAGCAAACCGGACUUCCGGGAAUGGCACCACUGGCUUGUGGGUAACAUUCCCGGAUUGGAUGUGGGAAAAGGCGAACAUCUAUCGGAAUACAUCGGCUCAGCACCACCCGAAGGUACAGGUUUACAUCGAUACGUUCUUCUUGUAUAUGAGCAACAGGGUCAAAUUACAUUCGACGAGCCGAGGUUAACUAACACGUCGGCUAAUGGAAGAGAAAAGUUUUCGAUUAGGAAAUUAGCGCAGAAGUAUAAUCUUGGAGAACCAAUUGCUGGAAAUUUUUACCAGGCUAAAUGGGACGAUUAUGUACCGAUUGUGUACAAGCAACUGGGAGGUUGACAAAUAUCACCAUUGCACUGUAACUACGUAUACACUGUUUAUAAUGCACCAAUAAACAGGUUCCU
Molecule: messenger RNA, 1071 nt
Organism: Photinus pyralis (common eastern firefly)
Lineage: Eukaryota; Metazoa; Arthropoda; Insecta; Coleoptera; Lampyridae
Product: protein D2-like
Exons: 2
Coding region: 428-1006 (192 amino acids)
Source: RefSeq, a predicted model, not a curated record